Centruroides sculpturatus (bark scorpion) is the source of this 1739-nucleotide messenger RNA. RefSeq names its product stearoyl-CoA desaturase 5-like. Gene Ontology annotation, molecular function: stearoyl-CoA 9-desaturase activity; iron ion binding. Bases 246 to 1277 code for a protein of 343 amino acids. NCBI's taxonomy places the organism in Eukaryota, Metazoa, Arthropoda, Arachnida, Scorpiones, Buthidae. Gene Ontology annotation, cellular component: endoplasmic reticulum membrane. The record is from RefSeq and is a predicted model, not a curated record. The transcript is spliced from 7 exons. Gene Ontology annotation, biological process: unsaturated fatty acid biosynthetic process.
AUUGGAUAGGGCUUAUGAAUCAGUUUUUCGCAGCAUUUUAACAGACUUAGGAGACUCCCGGUGGCUUAUCUUCAAAAAAGGAAAAGAGGUCAAGCAUUAUUAUCGGACGUGUGUUAACGAUUUUCGUAAAAGUGGUCCCAUUCCAUUCAAAAAUUGAGGCCCACUAAGGGGGUAACAAGCCUCACCUUUACUGCUAAACCUCACAAAUUUGGCAGCGUCACUUGUUUUACUGUAUUUCUUUUAUCAUGGAAAGUUGGAGUUUUUUUAAAGUGUCAUUGGAUUGGAUUAAUAAAAUAAGGCAACGCAAUACUUGGGCGAUUUGCCGAAAAAGGACUUUCUAUGGAGAUCGCAUCAUGACUGCUGAAAUGAGUGCAAAUCAAGUUAAAAUCGAGCCUCAUAAAGAAUUGGUAUGGAAAAACGUGAUACUUCUGACAUUUUUACACGUGGCUUCGCUUUAUUCGCUAUACUUAACAUUGUUUCGAAGUCAGUGGAAGACUAUCAUUUUUGCCGUUCUUUAUGGAAUGAUUGCGGGUUUAGGAAUCACAGCCGGUGCUCACAGACUAUGGUGCCAUAGAUCAUACAAAGCUACUUUACCACUUCGAAUCUUGCUGUGUAUAUUUAACUGUAUGGCCGUACAGACGGAUAUAUACGAUUGGUGCAGAGAUCAUCGAGUACACCAUAAAUUCUCCGAAACAGAUGCCGAUCCUCACAAUUCCAAUCGAGGAUUCUUUUUCUCACACAUAGGAUGGUUAUUUUAUAAGAAGCAUCCUGAUGUUCUGACCAAAGGGAAAACUGUCGAUCUGAGCGAUCUCCUAGCAGAUCCCGUUGUCAGAUUUCAAAGAAAGUUUUAUAUCCCGUUAUCAAUUGUAUUUGGAUUUUUGAUAUCUACCUUCAUACCUUAUCGAUUUUGGAACGAAGAAUUAAUAACUGCUUUUUUUGUGGCUAGUAUUGGAAGAUAUACUUUUCUGUUACACAGUACUUGGGCUGUAAACAGUCUAGCACAUCUUUACGGGUACCGACCUUACGAUAAAAAAAUCAACGCCAGGGAAAAUUGGUUUGUCACUUUAUUUGCUUUAGGCGAAGGAUUCCAUAACUAUCACCAUACUUUCCCUUGGGAUUAUUCAACAAGUGAAUUUGGAAAGUUAUUCAAUUUUAGUACAGCUUUUAUAGACUUGAUGGCAUGGUUAGGUUUUGCGUAUAAUUUAAAACAUGCUUCAGGAAAUAUGAUCAAAAAUGUUAAAGAAAAUAGAGGUAAAACUAGAGAAAAAGAAUAUUGAAACGACUCGAAAAUACCAAAUUAUACGGAAUUUCGUUUUUUGUUAUCCAGUUAUUGUUAGAUACAUAAUGGAAAUUAAAGAAAUCGUAACAGUUAAAGAAUAUAUUAUUUCUUAUAUUAUAUACAGUAGAAUAAAUAUUUAACUGAUAUUAAGUCGUAGAGUUAAUUUUUUUUUAAAUUUUCCGCCCUGUAGGCACUAAGAAGGCCUUUUACGGCAAGCCCAUUAUGGAUUCGGCCAGGCCUACAGCGGGGUUCAACUUGCUGUAUCCAGAGAGACUACCUCAUUAAAAUUCCUGGGGUCUUUCAAUCUGUCUGGAUUCCACAGCGAGCUGGACUGCCACCCUAUCCGCUAGUAUUUUAAAGGAGUACAAAAUAUUAAAUCCUCAAUUUUCCAAACUUUAAAUGGAUUUUUAAAAGAAUUUAUAAUAAUAUUCAUAAGAUAAAUAUCACAUAAAUAUUUAUA